UCCAGAAAACAAACGCUACACACCAUAAGCAAUAAAUGACUUCAUUCCAUGUGUGUGUUAUUGGCUUGAAGUAGAGAGGGAUGUUGACCUCUCCGUUCAGUAGUUUCAAGGACUACACUUUAUAAAGAUAUCACCCUGCUAAGAUUACAUUCCCAGCCCACAUGUCGGAACAAGAUAAUGAAAACCGGAGAAAUAUAUACAACUUCCAGAGACUAAAGAAGACUCUAAUGGUUUGUAUGGAAUAUUGCCUGUUUGUGGGAUGAGAAGAGGGGACGUUAGGGGAGCAUAUCUUGUAUCACUCUUUCCAUCCUUAGCUUUUGGAAACCGCUGUUGUUUCUUAACGCGUCAGAAGUGAAGCCAGGUAGAUUGCAGAACCACUAGGGGAAAAAUACCUAAGUCCGUGACAUAAAAUUAUGUGGAAUGAGUGUGUGUAUGGACCCCGAAGUCAGUUUCGAGGACGACGUCUGCUGCAGAAUACAAUGCUGUCAGUUGGGUGCGCAUGAUGAAACGUGAAUGGUGAAGCAUACGGGUCAGAUGGAUGGGUGCAAAGGAGGAGACGCAGGAUCUUCACAGAUGAUGGUUACGGGUGACAAUAGGGGCAGUGAUGAAGAGAGCGUUUGCCGAGCCCCGCAAACACACAGCGAGAAUCGAGUGUGCAAAGGGCCGUACGGGUCGGUAACGAGGGCCACUGACAUGAGGACAGGGUACGUCUGGUAACUGUUCACAGUACCCGGCGGCCCAGAGAGGAAGUGGGAGGCAUAUGGGUGCCCCUGCGUGUAAGACGGACAGAAAGGUGGGGAGGUCUGCAGACAGCUACCUUCGGAAGAAGCAAUCCAGAAGAGAAGGAUGCAAAAGAGCCUUUCGAAGUGCGAACAGGUUACGUUACACUUUGGAGGUUGAAGGGGCACAUGUGGUGUAUGGACAAGGGCUCCGGUCUAGUUUUUAAAGGCUUUGGACUUUGUUCUUUCUCCACCGUGAGCCAGCUGUGUGAUGAAGACCAGUCGCUCUGACCUCCCGGGUCGGUCUCCUCGUUUGAAAAAUGUGUGUCAGACGCCUUGGGCUUGACAAUCUUUUCAGCUCUGAUGUUCUGUGACUCAACAGUAAUAAUGCAUUUCCACAGGCGGUAAAAAUAUUCUAGACUCUUCCCUUCCAGUGCUCGGUGUUUACUUCCUCUGCACUUCCCCUUCCUGCCUCCCUGUUUGCUGGUCAGUUGAGAGUGGGCCUCAGUGGGGGUGAGUUAACCCACUCUUUCCAGGGUGUUUUACUAUUGAGCUCCCUCCACAGGGUGGGAAUUCUGUAGGAAGGGCUGUGGUUGGGCCUUCGGUUUAAUUCUUAAACCACUCCUUCGGCCUUUGGUCUACUCUGGGCACCUUGCCAGAAUACCAGGGAUUGGAAGGUGAACGCUAGGGCCCUAGCCCUGGGGCGGGGGGGGGGGGUAUGGUUAAGGGUCAGUCUCACCGGGUCAGUCUCUUUGUAAACACCUGUGAACGCCACGCGUCCCUCUCUCUUUCAGGCAGAAGCAGCAUCCCCUGAUAGCCAGGUGGGCGAAGGGGAGCGAGCACCUUCCACCUGCCUCGAAGAAGACGCCUUCUGACCUGCUGAGGGAGUGACCAGGUGGUCCCAAGAGCCUGACAAUGGACGCCGUUCACCUCAGCAUGUCCAGCGCUCCCCUCGUGAGGCAGCCUUCAGGAGGUGGACUCAAGACCAACAGGCCCCGAGUCAUGUCCAAGAGUGGGCACAGCAAUGUGCGAAUUGACAAAGUGGAUGGCAUAUACUUACUGUACCUUCAAGACUUGUGGACCACCGUCAUCGACAUGAAGUGGAGAUACAAGCUCACCCUGUUUGCCGCCACAUUCGUGAUGACGUGGUUCCUUUUUGGAGUGAUCUACUACGCCAUCGCGUUCAUUCAUGGGGACUUAGAACCGAGCGAGGACGUUUCGAAUCACACCCCCUGCAUCAUGAAGGUGGACUCUCUCACUGGGGCGUUUCUCUUUUCCCUGGAAUCCCAGACGACCAUUGGCUACGGAGUCCGUUCCAUCACAGAGGAAUGCCCUCAUGCCAUUUUCCUGUUGGUCGCUCAGCUGGUCAUCACAACCUUGAUUGAGAUCUUCAUCACAGGCACCUUCCUGGCCAAGAUUGCCAGACCCAAAAAGCGGGCGGAGACCAUCAAGUUCAGCCACUGCGCGGUCAUCACCAAGCAGAACGGGAAGCUGUGUUUGGUGAUCCAGGUGGCCAACAUGAGGAAGAGCCUCCUGAUCCAAUGUCAGCUCUCUGGCAAGCUCCUGCAGACCCAUGUCACCAAGGAGGGGGAGCGGAUCCUGCUCAACCAAGCCACCGUCAAAUUCCACGUGGACUCCUCUUCGGAGAGCCCCUUCCUCAUUUUGCCCAUGACAUUCUACCACGUGCUGGAUGAGACGAGCCCCCUGAGAGACCUCACGCCCCAAAAUCUGAAGGAAAAGGAGUUUGAGCUCGUCGUCCUCCUCAAUGCCACCGUGGAAUCCACCAGCGCGGUCUGCCAGAGCCGCACGUCUUAUAUCCCAGAGGAGAUCUACUGGGGCUUUGAAUUUGUGCCUGUAGUUUCUCUCUCCAAGAACGGAAAGUACGUGGCUGAUUUCAGUCAGUUCGAACAGAUCCGAAAGAGCCCAGAUUGCACCUUUUACUGUGCGGAUUCUGAGAAGCAGAAACUUGAGGAGAAGUAUAGGCAGGAGGAGCAGAGGGAAAGGGAGCUGAGAACUCUUUUGUUACAACAGAGCAACGUCUGAUGUCAGUGAACGCCCCGGGUUGAACCCUGGGAGCCCUUUCCGCGUCCGAGCUCCCUUAGAAUGCAGAGGUCACCGUGAAAACGUGAAGGUGUGGAUUCACCCUAAAAAGCUGCACACACAUACAAAAUCACCCCCCACCCCUUGGAUCUAGUGCCUAAGCAAUCAUCGCCACGUUUGAGGAGUUCCUUUUCCAAUGCUUUGUCUGCAGCAAACUCUCAAAAUUCGUAUUUCCUAAAAUGGGGCUACAUUUCCACAAACUUGGUGUAGGGCAAUUGAAAUAAUGUCCUGCUGGGUGGACAGACAGUUAGCAAUGCUGGUAUUGAAAGGAAGUGCAUUUCUAUACAGGAUAUCAGCCAUCAUAUAAGGUAUUUAUUCAAAACAAUUAUCAAAGACGUUAUGGCCGAAAGUUGAAAUGUGGUUCGGUAUUCCUUUAUACCAUUGCUUUAAAGCACCCUCUUCUUUUCAAGGAGAGAAAAUGCUAUAUAUACAAUGGAAGCUACUGAUAAUACAUAAAAAGGGGCAAGGGACUCUGUGCUCACAAAAAUCAUAGUUCCGUUUAUGCCUUUCUUCGUUGGAUUGAAUUGUAGGAGUGAAAUUGAUCAAACCAGGGGUAAACAGUUGAGAAAACAUACACAAAUGGACUUGAUGCUAUUAAUUUUUUGGUCGGAAUGUACUGCUAUUUUCUAUUCAACACCAGCAACAUCAGCACCAUCUGGGAGCUUAUUAGCAAUAUAGGCUCUCAGGCCCCAUCCGGACUUAGAGAAUCAGAGGCUGUUGCUUAACAAGACCUCCAAGUGAUUUGUAUACAAAUGAAAGUCUGAAAAAUGUCCACUCUGAAAGUUUUCAAGGGAACUUUCUGAAGCCACGGGACCCCAUGUGUCCCAAACCCAUUUGGCCCCCGGACCCGUCCUUCUUUCUUCAGCUUGUUAUCAUGGGCCAAUAUUUUUGUCAGCCGUCUCCUUCCUCAUCUGCAAAGGAAGUGCCACUGAUAUUCCAAGAUUGAAAAAAUUACUUGAGAGGAAUGGCUGUCAUGCUAAAGCACAUGCUUGUUGACCCUAGUUAGCACAAAAGAAAAUGAAGCCACAUUACAAUCGGAAACUUGCUCAGAUGUUGAAGUCCACAGGGUUGGAUGGGGCCAUGAAGAACACAAGGGGUGAGGAUAAUGAAUUCGUAUACAGAUGACUCCUUGGGGCAUCAACUUUGGUAAUCUUAUAACGUGUAAAGAAUGCCCCCAGCAUUUAAAUAAAUCUCAUGCAACUGAGUCUUACAGGGGUAACAUUUUGCUCUUGGCAGAAUCUAGGGGCCAGGAACCACAUUUCUUUGGGGCAAAGAAUAUAUGUGGGGCCGGGACUAGCUAAAUGUGCCACAGGUGAAUUCUCAUUUCAUUCAAACUGGGGUCAAUUUGUGUAUUCACUCAAGAAGAAUGUGACUGUAAGUGGGGAGGCACUGUGUAGACAUACACACGAGCCCACGUAUAUGUACACACACGGACACACGCACGCAUGCACGCACGCACAUCCUGGCUUUUCAAGCUUAAUUGUGGAAACGAUCAAUGAAAGAUGUUUGCAAUGAAGAGAGCCAGUCCUCAACAAAUAUGCUCAUAGAUGUUUUAUUCUAUAAAGAUGGGGACACUGGGGCUCAGAAGAAAAAGGGAAAGCAAUCUGGAUUCGGGUUAUCGGGGAAAUGACACGGAUUACAGCUAAUCCAGGCCUAUCUUCAGGCUACCACAUUUUCACAUGUCCUUCCACGUAAGAGAAGAUGUGGCUCACACAUCUGACUGGGGGCUGAACACUUAAUGCAGAUGUAAGAAUAACGGGGGUAAAGUUAGUGAUAGAGGGGGUUUAAAGAACAAUCUCAAUGUACAAGAGGCUUUUCUUUUAUUAUUCAGGAAUUGUUUUUUUUCUUUCUGUUGGUAAUUUAAUGGCAGAUUGUUUUAGAUCGUUAUUCUCUUAACAAAAUUGCAUAUACAGACAUUAGCCCUUUUAGUUAUUUUAUGGUUUUUUUUUUAUUGUAUAUUGUGGUGUAAUCGACAGGAAAAUAAUGCCACGGGCAUGUUUACAGGUUUUCUAUUGCACUAUUAAAUUCUCUUCAUGGUAUUUACAUCAGUGCCAAUUUAAAUGUGAUUAAGAUGAGGAAUCCUGCAUACUUGCGUAGUAUUUGGUAUAUUGAUGGAGCAUGAGAUGGAGAAAUCUUUUGUGUGUCCAUUGAGCUUAUCUAUUUCAGCCAAAUCUGGAAGACUUGGUCAUCUGAUCUUUUGCACUACCCGAAGCAGCAUCCCCAAAGCCAAUACUGGUUCAAGUCGAUAAAUCAUAUAGUAAUACGAUAUUUUGUAAAUAGCUCUAUACUUAUAUCUGGUUGAAACUUAGCAUUUCCCAAGCACACUUACUUAUUAUUACUUGGUGCACAGCACUCUGGUGUUAACGAACUAACCAAAGAUGUAGGUGGCAAACUUAUUUGAUUAUAUCUGGACGGUCUUUUGACUGAAACAGAUUCAUGCUCAACACCCAACUGAGAAGAAAUCGAGCUAAUGCAACGUUUUUGACCCAAAAAGCCUUCUGCGCUUUGGAACGCCCAAUGCAUCAGGCCUUCUCGGUGAGACCAUUCCAAACUGUCACGUUCCUUUUGAAAAAACCACAAAGUCAAUAGCAGCAAAUCAGUGUAAUCUGAUUUAUUUCAGUAAGAAAAUAUAUUGUACUUGCUUGGUACCUGGUAGCCAAUGGUCCCAGACAGCAGAGCCAAGAUUCACUCACUGACCCUCCUCAGAAGCCACUUUUGGAGACGGGGUAGAGACACACGUUGGUUUGCUUUCCCAUUCAGGGGGAAAUCACAGCACCAGAUGAGACUCCAGAAAUCUAAAAUAACUGGCUAAAAGUGAAAAAUGCCAUGAAUAAGGGGAUCAGGUAUUGAGAUGAAAUUAAAUGAUGAUUCAUUUGCUUUUUCUUUAAAUUAAAUUUUCAAUUGUAAUUGAUGGUGAUUUUGAUGCCAUUAAAUGCAAAUUAAGAAAUAUUAAAAAAGUGACACUUCUCCUGUAUUAUUCUUUUGUCCUUGCCUGGAUCCUUUGAACUUAUGUCAUCUGGAGAAAGAAGGAAAGAGAGACAAAAAACAUAGAAGACCCUAGGUCUUUGCUUUGGUAGCUCAGUCACAGGUCAUCAUCCUCAGGCUUGGGUUUGUCACUGUGGUCAAAGUGUUGACAUUUGACCGUGUGGUUGACAGUCUUGGUUUUCACUCUUGUCAGACUUUUUUCUUUGCCUGUUAAAUAUUUGAAACAUGUAUUUUGAAUGCAGGUUAUUUUAUCAAAGUUUUCUGGGAUGGUGUUUUUUAAAAUGAAAUGCUAGCAUUUCGAGUCUCGAUUUCCAUGUUCUGUGGUGCGCACUUGAAUUGCAGCAUUUGACUCUGGAUACAGUCCAGAUGCACUUCAUUUUCUUCCUCCUGGAAGACACACUUGAAAGACUAAAGUUUGACAUCUCACACUCCUCCUUGAUUAUUUGCAUUUAACGCUCUGUGAACUUCAGUUUAUCUUGAAUCAGAAUCCGUUGCCCACCCCAACUUGGGCCUGCGAGCAGUGAUUUUCCUAGCCUUUAAGAGACACUGAUGAAUGAAGUCCAACUCUUUCCUGAAGCUUUCCACUAAAUACUUACUGAAGAAGAAACAGAAGGCGGAAAUGAGGUGUUAGCCACUUGACUUCAUCUUCCUCCUCUGUCAGUUCUGCUGAGCUCAGUUUGCUUUCCACUUAAUGUGUGCUUCACUGGCUGUUUUUCAUCUUUGCUAUCUACUCUAUCAAGUCAACUUAUUCUGUGGGUUAAAAAGAAUUGAUUCGGGAGGCACCUGGGUGGCUCAGUCAGUUGAGCAUCUGACUUCGGCUCAGGUCAUGAUCUCACAGUUCGUGAGUUCAAACCCUGCGUACGGCUCCGUGCUGACAUCUUGGAGCCUGGAGCCUGUUUCAGGUUCUCUGUCUCCUCUCUCUCUGCCCCCUCCCCUGCUCAUGCUCUGUCUCUGUUUCUCUCUCUCAAAAAUAAACAUUAAAAAAAUUUUUUUUUAAUAAUUGAUUCAAAUUAGUAAUUUGUGAACAUUUAGAUGGCCAAAAUUUGGGAACAGGAAUUUUUAUUUUUCUGUUGGCAUUUGCUGGUGUAUAAAAAAAUAGAAGACUGGGAUGCCCAGGGGACUCAGUUAAGCGUCUGACCCUCGGUUUCAGCUUAGGUCAUGAUCUCACGGUUUUAUGAGUCCAAGCCCCACGUCGCGCUCUGUGCUGGCGGUGUGGCGACUGCUUGGGACUCUCUCUCUCCCUCGCUCUUUACCCCUCCCCCACUCACGCUGUCUCUUUCUGUCUCAAAA
Acinonyx jubatus (cheetah) is the source of this 7094-nucleotide messenger RNA. It is a transcript of the gene KCNJ15, whose product is annotated as potassium inwardly rectifying channel subfamily J member 15. Lineage: Eukaryota; Metazoa; Chordata; Mammalia; Carnivora; Felidae. Gene Ontology annotation, cellular component: plasma membrane. Bases 1635 to 2762 code for a protein of 375 amino acids. The record is from RefSeq and is a predicted model, not a curated record. Gene Ontology annotation, biological process: regulation of monoatomic ion transmembrane transport; potassium ion import across plasma membrane. The transcript has 2 exons. Gene Ontology annotation, molecular function: inward rectifier potassium channel activity.